Messenger RNA from Onychostoma macrolepis, 1255 nucleotides. It is a transcript of the gene zte38, whose product is annotated as zebrafish testis-expressed 38. Lineage: Eukaryota; Metazoa; Chordata; Actinopteri; Cypriniformes; Cyprinidae. The record is from RefSeq and is a predicted model, not a curated record. The coding region runs from base 253 to 1170 and encodes 305 amino acids. The transcript is spliced from 12 exons.
CCAAAUGCGCGUGACAGUGACAGGUGUCUGUUGCGCGCGUUUAUUCCGCGCCGUAAUUUACCUGAAACCUUCAUCGCUGCAUUCUUUGCACGGCACUAAUAAACGAUCAUAUUUAUCAAAUAACACUGUGCUUUACAUAAACAACGGCAGAUUAGUAAAGUUAAUAACGUGCUGAGUUAGUUUUUGAUGCCAUAACAGGUUUUGAGGAGAUAAUUUCUCUGUGAGGAAGCUACCAGUAAAGUUAGCUCAAACAUGACAACCAGACAGAAGACACUAGCUCAGGACAAACAGGUGAUUGUUGAGGCACUGGAUACUAAAGCGCAGUCACUGGUUUUUGUCAAACGCAUGGUGGUUAUAGCUGUAUCCUCCAUCACCUAUCUGCGUGGGAUAUUUCCAGAGGACUCCUACAGAUCCAGAUACCUGGAAGAUUUGUGUAUCAAAGUCCUCAAACAGGAUUGUUCAUGCCCUGAAGCCCACAAACUCGUCAAGUGGCUGUUGGGAAGUUUUGAUGCAUUGGAGAAGAGAUAUCUUCAAAUGGUGGUCAUUGGGGUACACACAAGUCCAGAUGACAGUCAGCAUGUCAUGGAGUCCUACCAGUUUAAGUUCAGAUACUCAGAGUGUGGACCACAGAUGGACAUCCUGAGUAAUGUGACUGGGGACAUAAGAGUGACCUUGGAGGACACAAAGAAAGCUUCUACGCUCUUGAUCAGGAAGCUAUUCCUCCUCAUGCAGAAUCUAGAGGCUUUGCCCACUGGCGUUUACCUCACUAUGAAACUCUACUACUAUGAUGAUGUCACUCCACCUGAGUAUGAGCCACCAGGAUUCAAGGCAGGUGUAAAUGACAGUCUGUGGUUCGAGGGAACUGCAGUGCACUUCAGAGUGGGCGAUAUUCAGUCUCGCUUCCACAGCAUGAAGUUGCGCGUGACGGCAGCACAGAGCCGGCUUGGGAAGCUACAGGAGGGAGGCCAGUUGAGUGAGAACGACACGGAGAUGGAGACACCCUCUCUCUCUCAAAUCAGAGCAGCAGAAACGGUGACCAGAAACUGUGAGCAGGACCUGCCCUCUGAAGAUGAAUCUAUCGCACAGUUCAAACAGCCCAAAAAAGCUAUAGCAAAGAGGAAGUGUAUCCGAAGCAAAGUCACAAGGAGGAAAAAGAAGAAAUGCUUUUGAAACCACAAGUUCACAUCAGACAAGAUGAUUUUUUUAAAGGGUUUUUGCUAAUAUAUUUUAAGUUAAUGAAAGUACAAUGUCCUUU